Cloeon dipterum is the source of this 1098-nucleotide messenger RNA. RefSeq names its product Glycine N-methyltransferase (gene Gnmt). NCBI's taxonomy places the organism in Eukaryota, Metazoa, Arthropoda, Insecta, Ephemeroptera, Baetidae. Gene Ontology annotation, molecular function: glycine N-methyltransferase activity; S-adenosyl-L-methionine binding; identical protein binding. Bases 16 to 987 code for a protein of 323 amino acids. Gene Ontology annotation, biological process: one-carbon metabolic process; regulation of gluconeogenesis; S-adenosylmethionine metabolic process. Gene Ontology annotation, cellular component: cytosol. The transcript is spliced from 6 exons. The record is from RefSeq and is a predicted model, not a curated record.
UCUUUUUCCCUCAGCAUGUUAUCGCCAAGGGCAGCGGUGGAGAGCGGCGAUUGGUCAGCCGCUGGGUGUCGUCUGGCCGGUCAGCGCGGCAGGGCGACUAGUCCAAUUGACCAGCAUCCUCAGGACACGAUGGUCGACUCGGUCUUCAGGACCCGCUCGCUGGGAGCAGCGGCCGAGGGCGUGCGCGACCAGUACGCGGACGGAAAGGCUGCCAAGGUGUGGCAGGUGUACAUCGGAGACAAAAAUUCACGCACCCAGCACUACAAGGACUUCUUGGUCGGGCUGCUCAGGAAGAAGGGCUGCAAGAGGAUUCUCGAUGUAGCCUGCGGACAGGGUGUCGAUUCGAUUUUGCUGUUGGAGGAAGGGUUUGAGGUUUUUUCUAUCGAUGCGUCGGACAAAAUGCUCAAGUACGCCCUGAAAACCAGGUGGAACAGGAGGAAAGACCCGGCCUUCGACAAAUGGGUGAUUGAGGAAGCCAACUGGCUUUCUUUAGUGGAAGACAUCAAUGGCUUGCAAUUUGACGCGGUCAUCUGCCUUGGAAACUCUUUCGCUCAUCUUACAAGCUCGGUGAAUGACAUAAAAAAAGCUUUGAAAAACUUUGAGCAAUGCGUCAAGCCCGGUGGCAUGCUGCUGAUCGACCACCGCAACUACGAUUACAUCAUUGACAAGGGUGCCACUCCAGCCCACAGCAUCUAUUACAACAGCAAACACACGACCGACAUCAAAACAUCGGUCUUGUUUGUCAAUGGAGAAGCGCAGAUGGUGACCAUGGACUACGUGAUGGACAUCUCCGACAUCGCCAGUGCUGGCGAGGAUCAUGAAAGUCACUUCCGUCUCUCGUACUAUCCGCACCGACUUGCCGACUUCACCAAUAUGCUGGCGGAAGUUUUCGAUAAGAAGGCGAAAAACACCAUCUACGGGGAUUUCAAGCCGUUGAAACAAAUCGAAGAUCCUGCGUUCUUCAUCCAUGUUGUUGAAAAGCCUUGAAGAGUAGAGAUUUAUGGGCCUGACGAUGAGAUCUGUUGUAAAUGCUACGAUUUAGAUUUUUGUUUUAGAUAGUACAAAUAAAAGUCAUGUUUUUGCAUAAAAAUAUGAAAA